Messenger RNA from Hydra vulgaris (swiftwater hydra), 1084 nucleotides. RefSeq lists its product as uncharacterized. NCBI's taxonomy places the organism in Eukaryota, Metazoa, Cnidaria, Hydrozoa, Anthoathecata, Hydridae. The record is from RefSeq and is a predicted model, not a curated record.
GGUUCUUUAAAGAUAUAAAAUUCUUUUUACAAUGAAGAAAAAUAUUUACUCAAAAUCUGGUUUAAUGCUUUUUUUAGUACUUUAUACUAAAUGUUCAACAGCUCAGAUGUUUGUUGGCAGUGAGGGAACGAAUAUAACUUACGGCAAGUUUCUUGGCACAUUAACAAUAACUAAGGAAUUUGAAAUAUCUUUUGAAAUUUAUAUUACUUCAACUUCAUACGAAUAUAUUACAAGCGUUAUUCGUUUUACUACUGGAACUAAUUGUUGCGAUUACGGAUCUAGAAUUGCGACUUUAUUUCUUCAUCAAAAUUUGGUUGCGGAAAUAGUUUCUCCAGUAAGCAACAAUGGUAAUUAUGGUUUUUACACAAAACCAUUUACUCUUCAGAAAUGGACAAAAGUUGUAAUAAAACAGUAUUUUAUGGCUUGCAAAUACUUUUAUAAUAUCGAAGUUGAUGAAGAGACUGUACUUUCGGUAGAAAAUACCAAUCCUCAGGUUUUUCAAAAUGCCCAACUGUUUGUCGGCGAUUCAUGGUACGCACCUCACCCGGGAUAUAUCAGAAACUUGUUUGUAAAAUAUUUUAUAGAAAACAUUAUGGAACGUGCGUUGGUAAAAAAUAAUCUAAUUGCAAUAUUAGUAUUGCUUGAAAAGUCAUACUCAGUUUCUUUUAAGAUUAGACCAAAGUCGUUCAAAGCAACGUAUUGGACAUCGGUAAUUCAUUUGACUAUUGGAGGCGAUAAUGGAAACGAUGGAUCUAGAACUCCAGGAGUAUGGUUUUCUAAUGAUGAAUCAGGAUCAUUACAAAUUGCUUCUUCAGUUAAUGGAGAUAUUAGCCAUUCAUUUUACACGAAGCCAUUACAGCUAAACGAAUGGUCAAGUAUUAGAAUUUCCCAAUAUCAAUUUAAUGAAGUUUAUAUGUAUGCCAUAUACUUAAAUGGAGUUAAUGUUUAUAAUAUUCAAAACACACAACCAAAAUCAUUUUCAAAUGUCUUUUUGUAUGCAGCUAAUCCAUGGGUCGAUAGUGCAGAUGCCACUAUAAAAGAUUUAAGAAUAAUAAAUGGAAACGAAGGCAUGUAUACUUUGUAA